UCGCUGACAACACUGUGACAUGACAAGUGAAGGAUUUCUGUUCUAACCUCUUUUGUUCAAGUGAAGUAAAUAUUUUGUAAAAUAAAGAAAAUGGCAAAACCCGUAGACUUAGAAUUAAAAAAAGCCUUUUUUGAAUUACAAGUAAAAAUGGUAGAAGCAAGUAAGGAAAUUAAAGACAUAGAUGCAAAGCUGGCUGUAUUAACGCGCUACUUGCAACAUGCAGGUAUUACUCAGCGUGAGAUUAGUACUUUACCAUCUGACACAAAAACCUACGAAUCUGUUGGCAGAAUGUUUCUUCUCACUGAUUUGGAUACUGUUAAAACUAAUCUCAAAAAUAAAGAAACACAAUUGACGACACGUGCUCAAGAACUUGAAAGCACUAAACAUUAUUUAGAAAAGAAUCUCAAGGAAAGUGAAGACAACAUCAGGGAGAUGGUGCAGCAACGUAAAGGACAAAGCGAUUCUAAGGCUAAUUAGUUAUAAGUCACUGUAGUCCUAAGUUCGCAACAUAUGCUUUCACAAAUUUCAUAUAUACUUCUAGAGCUAAAUUCUUUUUUUUUCCAAAUAAAUUACUAAGUUACUAAA
Molecule: messenger RNA, 585 nt
Organism: Plodia interpunctella (Indianmeal moth)
Lineage: Eukaryota; Metazoa; Arthropoda; Insecta; Lepidoptera; Pyralidae
Product: prefoldin subunit 1-like
Exons: 1
Coding region: 91-477 (128 amino acids)
Biological process (GO): protein folding
Cellular component (GO): prefoldin complex; cytoplasm
Molecular function (GO): protein folding chaperone
Source: RefSeq, a predicted model, not a curated record